GAGAGAGAGAUAUAUAUGAGCUCUGUCCAUGAAGAAGAAGCAGAGAACCAGUUCCAUCGUUUGCCGGACGACGUCGUGGUCGACAUCUUCGACAAGGUCUCCGACAUCAAAUGGCUGUGCAGAUGCUUCGUUGUCUCCAAGCGAUUCUCUUCCCUCGUCCCUCUCGUCCAAACAGUCUCCAUCAAAGGCGUUACCUUGGAUAAUAACUGUUCCAAAUCCGGCAAGGAGACCGAGUGGAUCAAUCCCGUAGGAAACGGUUUGCUUGGGAAAUUCUCCAAGUUCUCAGUCAACAACUUGGUCCUCCAACCCUUUCGAGAUUCGAUCUCUGAAUCUCGAGCUCAUCUCCGAUUUCGAUGCUGACAAUGAUUCUGUUUUCAAAUGGGGGGCCAAUUUCACAGCCAAACACCGCAGCAUCACAAGAAUUACAUGUGCUAAGGGGUAUUCACGGACAAAACAAACCUACUGGAAGCAAACACUACUCAAGAAAAGCCAUAGACCAACAAACAAGGAGAACAAAGAUUUACAAAAUAGAAUUAACUCCUAGGGGCAAACACCUUGCAACUGAUACAAAGAGCUAAGAGUUGUAGGAACCAUUCUGUAUGCAUACUGUUAGUGUAAGUGAUCUGAUGGAUCAUUAUGAUAAAAGGAUUGUUUUCACCUCUUUGGUUAUUGAAAACACACCAUAUUUCAGGAGAUCCAUGCACUUUAUUUAGGGGAUCCACUCACUGCACAGGCCCGACGCUUUUGUUCUAGAACUCAAGUUUGAUGCUAUAUCUGAAUUAUGUCUUUACUUGCUGUUGUUGUUACUGCUUUUAUUUCACUUAAUGAUGAAGAACUUUGCCG
Molecule: messenger RNA, 843 nt
Organism: Rhododendron vialii
Lineage: Eukaryota; Viridiplantae; Streptophyta; Magnoliopsida; Ericales; Ericaceae
Product: F-box protein AUF2-like
Exons: 2
Coding region: 16-360 (114 amino acids)
Molecular function (GO): protein binding
Source: RefSeq, a predicted model, not a curated record